This is a messenger RNA of Closterium sp. Yama58-4, 3009 nucleotides long. The record is from the annotation of a GenBank genome assembly. Lineage: Eukaryota; Viridiplantae; Streptophyta; Zygnematophyceae; Desmidiales; Closteriaceae.
AUGUGGGCGCAGUUCCCAGGAAGAUUUUCUCCUUCAUGCCACGAUCUUCGUAUGCUAAGCUCAAGAGAGAUUUUCUCCUUCAUGCCACGAUCUUCGUAUGCUAAGCUCAAGGUGAUUCCCAGGAAGAUUUUCUCCUUCAUGCCACGAUCUUCGUAUGCUAAGCUCAAGUUGGGGCCACACGCAGGCCUGACACCCCUCAGUAGUUCUGCCUCGGGAACUGAUGAUCCCACACCCAUCCCCACGCCCAUACUUACACCCAUACCCACACCCGUUCCCAAAUCCGUGCCUCCACCCAUCCACACCACCGAAUCUGCUGCCACCGCUGCAAGCACCGCUGCCAACAUCGCUGCCACAAGUGCAGCGGGGCGGUUGAACCUAGACCUCCCCACGCCUCGCUUCCCCUUGUAUUCUCCUGCGGCUCUCCAGUCCCCUGCUGGCGACCUGGCCUCCUUUGCCCCCUUCCGCACCCCCACAGCUACCAGUGGGGUUGCAGGUGCAGGGGAUUUCUUACCUGCUAGGAAAAUCCCGCCACCGGUGCAGCAUUCAGCAGCACUUGGCGGCCCUCUUGCUCCUGCUAGCGAACUGGCCGCGUUUGCGGCUUUUGGAAGCACUGUUCGUGCCGAUCCAGGCCCCAGCGUUUCAGCCUUCAACGCUUCAACAAACCCUUUCUUGAGUGCUAUGGAAGACCCCACAGCAGCAGUGGAAGCUGGAGGGCGAGGAGGAGGAGGAGAAAUUGCAUUCGAAUCCAAGCAAUCAGCAGCAGCAGCAGCAGCAGCAGCAGCAGCAGCAGCAGCAGCAGCAGCAGCAGCAGCAGCAGCAGCAGCAGCAGCAGCAGCAGCAGUGGAAACAGCACACCAGGAAGAGGCCCGGCAGCCAGUGGAUGUGAAUCUGGGACUCAACGUGACAGAUUCAGAUGUGAUUGUAUCAGGAGGUUCUAAUGAAGGGAAGGGAGGACAUCCUACAGCUGGACCGAUGUACACUGAGCCUGAGUCCCCUGGCUGGCCUAGUACAGUAUCUCAAGACGAACCCAUGGAGUCUCCUGCUGCGCUUCUUGGUGGACGGCCGGAGUCGAAGUCCAAGGUCUACCUACCGGGAACAGGCCCUUUCUUUGACAUUGCGAUGAAGCUGGGUGCCUUUGCUGCAAAGCUGUACAGGCGAGUGAAACCGUCCAAGUACAGGAAGCGCAAAGACUAUGCCAGUAUCGAGUUGGCCACUAUGGAGUCUCGAAGCAUGGCGGCUACAUUCCUUGCUGCGUUCGGCGAGCCUGUCAGCAAUGACAGCCGCACGCACGUCACAUUGGUGCCUGCACAUGCCCAGGACAAGCAAGCAGCGUUCUCCGCCUUCCGCUCUUCCCACACAGUCAUGCACCAACCCGUCCACAAAGCAGCGAGAGCACUGGUAUCGGCAGUGAGGCUGCUAGAUACAGUGGUGAACGUGGAGGACUUGGCGAAAUACGACCCGUCGGGGGUGCUCAACAUGGUGGUGUCAUUCGGCCACCCCAUGUGCCGUGAUGACGCCUGUGUCAAGUGUGUGACCACCCGGGCCACCCCCUGCGUCAUCGCCCCCACGUGCAUAGCCGGGAAAUGCGUCAAUCUCGGGCUGAAAAAAGACGGGUCCGCCUGCGCGGAUUUUGACUGGGGGGGAAACUCCUACACAGGGCACUGCCAGGCUGGCAAGUGCGUCAGCAAGGCCGUCCAAUCGUAUUACGCCAGCAAGCAGCGGGACAAGCUGUGGAUUCCCGAGGGAUAUGAGGCGCCGAAUGUGACUAUAACGGUGGAUCCGGGAGUGUAUGCGACGAGCGAGUGGGAGUAUAUUGAAACGAGCUUGGGGUUUUGGGAUGAGCUGGCAAGGGAGUCGGAGACGUGUUCGUUGAACAAUGGAGGAUGCGGGUCGUUUGUGUGUCAAGUGGACGUGGAGAGGAAGACGACCGUUUGCAUCGAUCCUCAUGGUCACGGCUUUGCACCUGCUCCUCCUGCGAUUGACUUCCCGGCUGCCACCAACCUGACAUAUCAUUAUCCGCUUCACCCUUUGGCCUGCAUGGAGCAAUGCAAGCUUGAUGCAAGGUACAUUCCACAGCUUCUAUUUCCCUCUCAUCCGUUCCCCCCUUUCCCCUCCCCCCACCAUUCCAUCAGCUACUGCUACGGCCCGCGCCGAGUGGUGGCAGUGUCCGCCCCUGCGCUCGUGAAGGAGGUUUUGCUCCGCCGCUUCAAGACCUUCCAUGAUCGACCCAUACCUCCCACUGCCAGCCCCACCACUGGCCGGGGCCUGCUGUUUGCCCGGGGUAACCACUGGGCUGGUUUGAGGAGCGCCCUGACUCCCAUGUUCCACCGCUCCACCCAUCUGCACUCCUUCCUUCCCGGCAUGCACCAUUCCAUUCUCCACAUGCUGCUGCUGCCGCUGUGGGAUCGAAUGCUGGAAACAAAGAGGCAGCAGCAGUCGCAAGGCAACAGCAACGGUGCUGACAUACUGACCUUCCUCAAAGGCUUCCGAGAUAAAGGCACAGGAGCAAGACUGGCUGAGUCGGAUCUUCCUUUGAUUCUCUUUGGCCUCCUGGGUGCCGGAGUGGGGACCACAUCGUCCACCCUGGCAUUUGCUGUCCACAUGCUGACUCAGCACCCGGACGUUUCUCAGAAACUUCAGGCUGAAAUCGACAGGCCUUUGUUCGAAGGCUUAGAGGAGCUUAAGUAUCUUGACAUGGUGGUAAAAGAAACACUUAGGCUGUACCCUGCUGCCCCUAUAGCUGCCCGCCUGCCCAUCCAUGCAACAACUCUGGCUGGUUACCAAAUCCCUGCAAACACGCCAGUCGUGAUCCCGAUUUUCGCUUCCCACCGCUGCCCGGAUUUCUUCCCCCGGCCGCUUUCUUUUCUGCCCGAACGUUUCGGUGCUGUGGACGGCAGAGUCAGAGGCCAUGUACUUGCCUUUCGGUGCCGGUCCGCGCAUGUGCAUCGGUGCACGAUUCGCAAUGAUGGAGAUCAAACUCUGCCUCAUGCUGCUGCUGCGGGUAUUUGA